This is a messenger RNA of Neltuma alba, 2417 nucleotides long. Its product is annotated as pentatricopeptide repeat-containing protein At1g11290, chloroplastic-like. The record is from RefSeq and is a predicted model, not a curated record. Gene Ontology annotation, molecular function: RNA binding; protein binding. Gene Ontology annotation, biological process: RNA modification. Bases 560 to 2329 code for a protein of 589 amino acids. The transcript has 2 exons. Lineage: Eukaryota; Viridiplantae; Streptophyta; Magnoliopsida; Fabales; Fabaceae.
UUUUGGCGACUGAGCAGGCCGCGAACCGGGAGGACCUAUUUGUACCGGUCAAUUUGGCCCAGCCGGAACCCGCCUAAAAAGGGGGUCCAAACUGGCGGGGUUGAAUAGUAAAUAGAGCUCAGACUUCAGGAGCUACGGCGGCCGGAAAAAGACUACGUAACUUGCUGCCUCACUGCUCAGAAUUAAGAAGCCCGCUUCGCUCUUCACGCUCGAGCUCGACGGCGACGGCCUCGACCACCCCAUCCUCACCCACCCUCUUGCCUGUUCUUCCAGUUUGGUACUCUGAUUGUCUCUGCGACUGCGACUCUGCCUCUGCCUCUGCCCCUCGUCUCUGCUGCCUCUGCCUCUCGCCGUUGUUUGCGUGUGCGCCGUUCGUUGGCGUCUAUGUGACAGUGUCUGCAUCUCUGCCCCUCGUUGUUCGCCGUCCUUCGUUGUCUGCAUCUCUGCUCAUUGGAAGUAGAGUGAUCAGCGCCUUCAAUCUUCAUGAUCAUUUGAACCAGGAGAGGCACCUGUGUUUCUGUGUUUAUGUUGCAGACGACUUCAACGCAGAUGGAUUCCGAUGAUACCGGAAGCAAUUGUAUCACUCUUACACCACUGCUCCAAAACUAAGGCCUUUUGGCAUGGUCUUUCACUUCACGCUGUUGUUCUGAAGACUGGCUUGCAAGAUAAUGUUUUCAUCUCCAACCAUGUUCUCAAUAUGUAUGCCAAAUGCGGUUCCAUCUCCCUUGCACGGAAAUUGUUUGACGAAAUGUCUGGACGCAAUCUUAUAUCGUGGUCCGCUAUGAUAUCUGGAUAUGAUCAAUGCGGGGAACACUGGUUAGCUCUUGAUCUGUUUUCUAAAAUGCAGCUUGCCCCUAACGAAUACACUUUUGCUAGUGCGGUCAGUGCUUGUGCAAGUCUUGCAGCUUUAGAGCUGGGGUUGCAGAUUCAUGCUCAGACACUCAAGUCUGGUUAUGAAUGCAUUUCCUAUGUUUCUAACUCACUUAUCUCUAUGUAUAUGAAAUGCGGUCAAUGUAGAUAUGCUUUAUCAGUUUAUAACAAUGUGGUGAAUCCGAAUUCUGUUUCUUAUAAUGCUCUCAUCACUGGGUAUGUUGAAAACCAUGAACCUGAAAAAGGGUUUGAGUUGUUCAAAUAUAUGCAUCAACAGGGUCUUGUUCCUGAUUCUUUCACAUUUACGGGAUUGUUAGGGUUUUGCACUGAAUCAAAUGAUUUAAGAACAGGGAUGUUAUUACAUUGCCAGACCAUUAAGCUGAAAUUGGACUCCAACCCCCUUGUUGGCAAUGUGGUCAUGGCAAUGUAUGCGAAGUCUAAUUUCAUUAAAGAAGUGGAGAAGGCUUUUAGAGUGAUCAAAGACAGAGAUGUUAUUUCCUGGAACACUAUAAUUUCUGCGUUUUCUCAUUCAUCAGACCAAACUAAAUGUUUCAAGUUUUUCAGAGAGAUGAGGAAUGAACGUAGCCUAAGGCCAGAUGACUUCACAUUUGCUAGUAUCCUUACUGCCUGUGCUUCGAAUGCCUCUGUUCUCUUAGGAAAGCAAAUUCAUGCUUAUCUAAUUAGAGCAAGAGAGUAUCAAGACAUAGGAGUUAGUAAUGCUCUAGUGAGCAUGUAUGCUAAAAGUGGUUCUGUUGAGUAUGCUUAUAAUUUAUUCGAUAAGAUGUCCUGUCAUAACCUCAUCUCAUGGAAUGCUAUGAUUGCUGCAUUUGGAAAUCACGGUUUUGGUGAUAGAGCCAUUGGAACUUUUGAGCAGAUGAAGGCAGCAGGUGUAAAACCAGAUUCAAUUACUUUUGUUGCACUAUUAAUUGCUUGCAACCAUGCAGGAUUGGUAGACAAGGGCAAACUUUACUUCAAUUCCAUGGAAGAAAAGUAUGGGAUAACCCCCAACAUUGAGCAUGUCUCAUGUCUCAUCGACAUGCUUGGACGAGCUGGAAGAUUAUCUGAAGCAGAAGAGUACAUGGAGGAAUUCCAUCAAUGGAAUGAUCCAAUUGUGUUAGGGAGCUUGCUUUCAGCUUGUAGGCUGCAUGGAAAUACAACCACAGGGGAACGCCUAGCUAGGCAGCUUCUUCAAGAUCAACCUGCAAGUUCUUCACCUUAUGUCUUGUUAUCAAGCUUAUAUGCUUCAGAUGAGAAGUGGGAUGAGGCUGCUAAAUCGAGAAAGAUGCUGAAGGAUAGCGGUUUGAGGAAAGAGACAGGCCAUAGUCUUGUAGAAUUGAGAGGCACCUAUGAAAAAUUCACUAUGGGGGAUUUUUCCCAUUUAAAAAUCGAAGAGAUCAAGCAUGUACUGAGAACGCUGGAUUGGGCUGUUAGUACAAUUUCAUCCGAUGAGAUGACGUAGUACUUUCUUAGUAGAUUAUUCUUUUUGCCCCGCCAACUUCUUAAUAUACUAUUCUGCUCUGCAAUAGCAACCAAUCAAAUUAUUUAAA